AACAACUUAGACUAUAUUCAUUGCAAAUCUGUUUUAAAAACAAUGGCUUGUAUGCAUGCUUAUGGCUUUAAGAAGGUACUAAGUAAUGAAUUAAUGGAUUUAUCAGAUAAAAUUUCUCAAAGUGAAAAAUUUGAUAGUUGGUUUAAUAAAUGUAUUGAUUUAUUAUCAAAAAUUAUAGAUCUAAAGCAUAAUAAAAAAGUAUUCAGCGAAAGUUUUACGCAGUGUAUUGAAUCAUUUUACAAACUAUUGGCGUCUGAAAAGUUUCCAAAAACAUUGUGUCACGCUAAUUUUGGGAGGGAUCAUUUAAUGUUUCAAUACGAUAACGAUCAUAAUCCAAUCCGUUGUUGUUUGCUAAAUUUUCAGACAGUCUCUUUUCUGUCUCCAGUCUUUGAUCUUUUCAUUUUUUUAUAUGGAAACACAACUUCCCAAUUUCGAGAAAAUCACUUGUUGGAAUUAACCCGUUAUUAUUAUAAUGAACUUUCUACUAAACUUGAAAAACAUCAAUUGAAAGCAAAUGACAUACUCACAAAAAUUGAUUUUGAAACUAUAUGUGUUGAUAUGGUAAUUAUUGGCAGAGUAAUCAGUUGGAUUCGAAAAAUACUUGAAACUAUGAAUGAAAAUGAAAAAUUUUCUGCAAGCCAAAAUAUUUUUGAUUUUAUAAAUAGUAAUUCAAACGAAAAGGUUUUACAGGAAAUAAAACAUAGUGAAUAUGAACCAGUUUUGAUACAAAUAUUAAAAGAAGUUGAAGAACUUUUAGAAUAUCGAAAUAUUGGUAAAGAAGUGUGUUUUAAUGUAGCCAAACAAAAAUUAAAAUCUGAAAUAUCCGUUAAAAAAAUUUCAGUUGAUUUACCAAGCUCAAGAACUGGAUAUAUGGGUGCGCAUAAAUUUUUAAACAUUCAUGUACAGUGUGAUUCAAAACCAAUAAAUUUAAAAUAUUUUCUGAAAUUUGUUCCCGAAGAACAAGGACAGCUUAAUUUCUUGGAGUUUGCAAGCGGAUUUAAACGUGAAGUGCUUAUAUAUAAAGAAAUAUUUGAGACAAUGAAAAAAUUAGGAGUAGGAAUUUAUUCAAUUGUUCCAGUUUGCCACGUGGUGUCACAUAAUUUCUUACUACUCGAUUUUCUAGACGAAUACCGAAACAGAAGCAAAUAUGAAAUGUUUGAUUUUCAGCAUCUAAAUGUAAUGCUUCGAAGCUUAGCAAAACUUCAUGCUAGUAGUGUUAUUUGGGAAGAAAAACUAAGCAAACAAGAAGGAAAACCUUUCUUACUCGGUGAAAAAUAUAACGAAAUAUUACGAGAAGUUGUUUAUUCUAAUCGAGCGAUAACUGAUGGUAUGGUUGACUCAAUACUAAUAGUUAAUGAUCAUCUAUUGAAAAUGAUCGACUCGAAUGUUUUAAAAGAAAAACUCAUGAAAAUAUUUGAUAAGGUUUUGGAUUAUUUAACGGCAUCAUCAAAAUAUCGAAAUGUUUUAAACCACUCCGAUCUUUGGUCUAGUAACAUGAUGUUCAAAUAUAACACGAAUAACGAACCAAUUCAUUGCAAACUUAUUGAUUAUCAAUUUUGUCGAUACUUGCCACAGUCACAUGAUGUACUGAUGUCUUUGUAUCUAACAACUUCAACCGAAACUUGUGAAAAAUAUAAGUUGGAAUUAUUAAGAAACUAUCAUUCAUAUUUUAAGGAAGAAUUAGAAGAACACGAUAUUGAUUGUGAUAACAUUAUAACAUUUGAAGAAUUUUUGGAUAGCUGUGAGGAAAUGAAACCCUUUUCCAUGAUACAAAAAGCAACGUUCUAUCAUUUCAUAAUGCAAAUGCCUGAAUACGAAAAAGAAUUUUUGGCUUCUGUAGAAUUGCAAGAUAUGUUUUUCAAACGCGGUGAUCGCUAUGAUAUAAUAACACGAAAUUGUGAAUAUGAACAAUAUCGGGAAUUAAUGCGUGACUCACAUGUGCCGUUAAUAGAAUAUUUAAAAACAUUAUAAUAUGAAGAAAAAUUUUACCAAACCAAAAAUGUAAAAAUAUCUUGGAAAAAUAAGAAGAUGUAUUAAAUAGAGGUAACGCAUAGAAAUGCUGAUGAGUUGUAACGCUUAGAAAUAUUGAUGAUACAAACAAAGUUUGGGCAUUGGUGUUUUGUGCAAAAUUUUUGAAUUAGUGCAUUUCCGUUUGUUCGUCAGAACGAUAAUUCAAAAACGAAAAGAGAUAUUAAGAUGAAAUUUUGAGCGUUACAGGUAUGCGGAACACAUCUUUUAAGUUGUAACAGAUAAAACAAAAAUUUAAACGCAAUUUGAAUAUCACGAAAACUAUAAAACUUAGAAAAUUGUUAUUUGUUAGUAGCUUUGAUUGUAAGGUUUGAUUUACUGUACUUUCAUACGAAACCCAUUCGAUGGGGGUCAAAUAAUAUUGUUUGUCAAAUCAGUGGUGUAUGUGGUGAGAUGCAUGUGUGAAGCAUAAAUUUAUUGUUUCUAAAUUAUUUUUGUAAAAAAUUUUUA
Messenger RNA from Chrysoperla carnea, 2478 nucleotides. RefSeq lists its product as uncharacterized. The record is from RefSeq and is a predicted model, not a curated record. The transcript has a single exon. Gene Ontology annotation, molecular function: calcium ion binding. NCBI's taxonomy places the organism in Eukaryota, Metazoa, Arthropoda, Insecta, Neuroptera, Chrysopidae. The coding region runs from base 43 to 1971 and encodes 642 amino acids.